Hippocampus zosterae (dwarf seahorse) is the source of this 800-nucleotide messenger RNA. RefSeq lists its product as uncharacterized. The coding region runs from base 117 to 785 and encodes 222 amino acids. Lineage: Eukaryota; Metazoa; Chordata; Actinopteri; Syngnathiformes; Syngnathidae. The transcript has 2 exons. The record is from RefSeq and is a predicted model, not a curated record.
ACUCCAGCUGGAGCUGGAAUAAAACAAACACACACAGGACAUCAUAUACAUGUAUUACUCCCCGAGACUGGUUAUCAAGGGUGUGCACACAUAUCAGCACCUCCAAAUCUGAAACCAUGGUCCUCAGUCGAAAAAGGGUGGAGUGCCCCCUCCGGGUCAGGGAGGAGAUCUUGCCCCAAGUGGAGGAGUUCAAGUAUCUUGGGGUCUUGUUCACGAGUGGGGGCAGGAGGGAGCGGGAGAUCGACAGGCGGAUCGGUGCAGCGUCUGCUGUGAUGCGGACGUUGUAUCGGUCUGUCGUGGUGAAGAAGGAGCUGAGCCAAAGGGCCAAGCUCUCAAUUUACCGGUGGAUCUAUGUUCCAACCCUCAUCUAUGGUCACGAGCUAUGGGUCGUGACCGAAAGAACGAGAUCCCGGAUACAAGCGGCUGAAAUGAGUUUUCUCCACAGGGUGUCCGGGCUCUCCCUUAGAGAUAAGGUGAGAAGCUCGGUCAUCCGGGAGGGGCUCAGAGUCGAGCCGCUUCUCCUCCACAUCGAGAGGAGCCAGAUGAGGUGGCUUGGGCAUCUGAUUCGGAUGCCUCCUGAGCGCCUCCCCGGUGGGGUGUUCCGGUCAUGUCCCACCGGGGGGAGACCCCGAAGAAGACCCAGGACACGCUGGAGAGACUAUGUCACCCAGCUUGCCUGGGAACAACUCGGGAUCCCCCGGGGAGAGCUGGAAGAAGUAGCUAGGGAGAGGGGAGUCUGGGCUUCCCUGCUAAAGCUGUUGCCCCCGCAACCCGGCCCCGGAUAAGCGGUAGAUGAUGGA